AUGAUCGAGAUCCCCAAGGCCAACCGUCUCGCCGACCUCUUCUCCCUCAAGGGCAAGGUCGUCGUCGUCACUGGUGCUUCCGGCCCCCGUGGCAUGGGCAUUGAGGCUGCCCGUGGCUGUGCCGAGUUUGGUGCCAACGUCGCCAUCACCUACUCUUCCCGCAAGGAGGGUGCCGACAAGAACGUCGCCGAGCUCGAGAAGGAGUACGGCAUCAAGGCCAAGGCCUACAAGUGCAACGUCGCUGAUUACGCCUCGGUCGAGUCCUUCGUUAAGGAGGUCAUUUCCGACUUUGGCAAGAUUGAUGCCUUCAUCGCCAACGCUGGCGCCACCGCCGACUCUGGUGUCAUUGACGGCACCAAGGAGGCCUGGGACCAUGUCAUCCAGGUCGACCUCAACGGCACGGCCUACUGCGCCAAGGCCGUCGGCGCCCACUUCCGUGAGCGUGGCACCGGCUCCUUCGUCGUCACCUCCUCGAUGUCCGGCCACAUCGCCAACUACCCCCAGGAGCAGACCUCCUACAACGUCGCCAAGGCUGGCUGCAUCCACCUGGCCAAGUCCCUGGCCAACGAGUGGCGCGACUUUGCCCGUGUCAACUCCAUCUCCCCCGGCUACAUCGACACUGGCCUGUCCGACUUUGUCGGCCAGGAGACCCAGGACCUGUGGCUAUCCAUGAUUCCCAUGGGCCGCAACGGCGACGCCAAGGAGCUCAAGGGUGCCUACGUUUACCUCGUGUCCGACGCUUCCACCUACACUACCGGCGCCGAUAUCCUCAUUGACGGCGGUUACACCGUCCGGUAA
Molecule: messenger RNA, 798 nt
Organism: Verticillium alfalfae VaMs.102
Lineage: Eukaryota; Fungi; Ascomycota; Sordariomycetes; Glomerellales; Plectosphaerellaceae
Product: L-xylulose reductase
Exons: 2
Coding region: 1-798 (265 amino acids)
Cellular component (GO): intracellular anatomical structure
Molecular function (GO): oxidoreductase activity, acting on NAD(P)H, oxygen as acceptor
Source: RefSeq, a predicted model, not a curated record